CGCUUUUUUAUUUAUUUUAGCUAAUUGAAAGCAAUUGCAUAAGAAAACAUGACUGAAAAAUGCAGAAUUUGUUUAAAAAACACAAUGAAAGAAGAAUGUAUUUGUAUUGGACAUAAAUUAAAUGAGGAUUGUAAGAUAUUACAAGGCAUUAUCACUUUAACCUCCAUCCAGAAGCUGACCCUUUACCGCAGUUCAUUUGCCACAAGUGCCACCUAAAAUUGGUGCAGUUGUAUUCCUUUAGAAACUUGAUAAUUUCAUCUGAUAAUGAAUUAAAGUCCUUGCUUAUGAAGCCAGUUAUUUUGAACAAAAAUCAGAAAACUGAACUCGAAGAAGCACUGGUUCAAGAUAUAAGUAUAGUAAGAGACGAAUUAAUUCGAGCCAAGACUGAGGAGCUAAAUAAUUGUGAAGCAGUAAAUCCCAAAAAAGAGCGGAUAACAUUAAUCAGAGCGCCUAAAGUAAAAACCCCAAAAGCAGAAAAACUAGUCAGGAAAUACAAGUGCCAUGACUGUGAAAAAACCUUCAAAAGAUUAGAUCACCUUAAUGUCCAUAUCGGUUACAGACAUUCAGAAAGAGCGUUUAAAUGCGAAAGAUGUAACAAAAAAUUUGCUAGGAAAUAUGAUUUGAAUGCUCACGUUCGUAUUCACACUGGAGAAAAGCCGUUUACAUGUGAAAUCUGCGGAAAAUCUUUCGCAUCGGCAAGCUAUUUUUAUGUUCAUAAAAAAAUGCACACCGGACUGAAGCAAGUUAAAUGUGAUAAAUGUGAGUGUUCUUUUACUAACUCAAAUCGCCUACAAAUUCACGUCAGGCAAAAACACACAGGAGAACGGCCAUAUCUUUGCGAACUGUGCAGCGUUGCUUUUGUUAGCAGUAGCGCUUUGUUUAGGCAUAAGAAAGACGUUCAUGAUGAAAAAGUUGAAUGUCCGAUAUGUCGGAAAUUAUUCAGCAGAAGGGUUUUAAAAGAGCACAUCAAGCGACAUCGGGAAAGAGAAGAAGGAAUAAAAAGGUUCAGUUGCGAUCAAUGUAGCAAAAAAUUCACCUGCGCCACCAGCAGGAAAAGGCAUAUGGUAAUACACAGUGGCGAAAAGCCCCACAAAUGUCAGAUAUGUGACAAAGCUUUCAAUCAGCGUUCCACGCUCCAAACGCACAUGCGGAUUCAUUCACAGAUCAUGCCUUAUCAGUGUACGGCUUGUACGGAAACUUACAGAUAUCAACAUCAGUUAAAAUCGCACAUUGAGAAGCAGCACAAAACACAGAUUAUCUCGGAGAAUAAGCUUGUUAUAUGAAAGCAAACGGACUGAUAUGCCCUAACAUAUCUGUGAAAUAGUUACUUACUUGAUGUUGAGCCUCGAAGAGAAACUUAAAAAAAAAAGAUAAAAUUUUGCCGAUCAGCUAAAGGAGUCCAAUUGUGAUCAAUUAAAAUGCGAACUGUAGCGCAGAAGCGCUGAAUCUUCGAAGAGAUCAAAAAAGUGCCUUACUAUGGAUUCAACAUUAUAAAACUUGUACAAAAUUAUAUUUUAUGAUAUUAUAAAUAUAGUGGUUUUUUAAUUUAUUCGCAUAAAAAUAGAAUUGUAAAUAUAUGCAAAA
Molecule: messenger RNA, 1584 nt
Organism: Dendroctonus ponderosae (mountain pine beetle)
Lineage: Eukaryota; Metazoa; Arthropoda; Insecta; Coleoptera; Curculionidae
Product: zinc finger protein 239
Exons: 5
Coding region: 285-1283 (332 amino acids)
Biological process (GO): regulation of transcription by RNA polymerase II
Cellular component (GO): nucleus
Molecular function (GO): DNA-binding transcription factor activity; zinc ion binding; RNA polymerase II cis-regulatory region sequence-specific DNA binding
Source: RefSeq, a predicted model, not a curated record